Macrobrachium nipponense is the source of this 447-nucleotide messenger RNA. RefSeq names its product zinc finger protein 569-like. Gene Ontology annotation, molecular function: RNA polymerase II cis-regulatory region sequence-specific DNA binding; DNA-binding transcription factor activity. The coding region runs from base 1 to 447 and encodes 148 amino acids. Lineage: Eukaryota; Metazoa; Arthropoda; Malacostraca; Decapoda; Palaemonidae. The transcript has 2 exons. The record is from RefSeq and is a predicted model, not a curated record. Gene Ontology annotation, biological process: regulation of transcription by RNA polymerase II.
AUGAAUUCCAGCGAUUACUUGGACGGUACUCAAGAAUAUGAAACUCUCUAUCCUCAGACUGUGAUGGAUUCAGACAGUCAGGAUUCUCCAGUUCAUAACAAGAAGCCUCAUUUCUAUUCCCCAAGCCAUGCAAAGCACUUUGACUGCUUUUGUGGAAAAAUAUUCAUAAGUAAAGCUGAUUAUAAUCGUCACAUGCUCAUCCAUACUGGGAGAGACCUCAUGAAUGUGAAAUAUGUGGGAAACUUAGCCCAGCAUAUAAAGCUUCAUACGGAUGAAAAAUCUUACAGUUGCAUGCAGUGUAACAAAUUGUUCCUGAAGAAGAGCUAUUUGGUUCAGCACAUGCGAGUGCAUUCUGGGCUUAAGCCUCACAAGUGCAACUUAUGCAGCAGGGCCUUUAAUCUGAAGGGCAAUUUAGUACAGCCCACUAAAGAGACACAGUGGCCGUAA